Molecule: messenger RNA, 246 nt
Organism: Symbiodinium necroappetens
Lineage: Eukaryota; Dinophyceae; Suessiales; Symbiodiniaceae
Source: the annotation of a GenBank genome assembly
AUGGCCAAAGAUGGCAUGCCUUGUGGGAGAAGAAAAUGCCUGGACGGCUGUGCCAAGAGUGCUCUGGCACUGUAUCUGUCCAGAAUGACGUCCAUCCGGAAGGAUGGCAAAGACCAUUGGCGAAGAAAGGUCAUGAAGCGGGUGAAGGAGGGUCCAAAGAGGCGACCCAUGCCCAGAAGUGCGGCGACAUCCAACGAUCCAACCGUCAUCGAAGAUGCGGGCUCUGAUGCGAAAUCUAGCGCAUGA